AUGGCCCAGUCUUGCUUCACGACAGACGGCAUUGAAGCUCUUGGGAUUGGAAGCCGUACACACCUCUAUGCACAAUCCCUUCUGAUCGUCUUCAUCUCCUUUAUCGUGCGUAAACGCGGCAAACCGCAUACUACUGCGACCUACCUCUGGCGCCUCCAACUCUACACCUUUGGUGCGCUCGCCAUAGCCUGCAUUUUCCAACGAAGCAAAGGCAAACUUAGCAUGUUCUAUGAAAUCGCCGCCUACCACACCGGAGCUCUGCUCCUCUGGAGUGCAGUGGUUGGGAUGAUGAUUCAAAAGGGCGAAUCCCCUUUGACACUAAAACACAAUAUCCCAGUCAACAUCCCGGGGACUGGUCGUAAAAGGAGAAAAAUAGAAGUCACCCUUCCGACCCUAACGCCAAGUUUCAUUCUUUUGGGAUGCCUCAUCUACAUGGUUUUGGCCUGGGUCAUUUUUUUCAAAGAUUCAAGCUGCAAGUCCGACAAUCGCCCCCUUCGUUGGAAGCCCUGGCCAUGGAGCCCGCCAGUCACCAUCAACGGUACCGGCAAGGGUAGCCUCUGGGUUCUCCUGUGGCUUUAUGUCCCUAUGGUGGCCUUCAUCCUCGUCCCACUUGUGCUGCGCAUGGCACCGUGUUUCAAGCACUUUUUCUCCUCGCUCUGCACUUAUGCCCUCCUUGCCGCCUACUUAUUACUUUGGGUAAAAGAGGUCUACGGUAUUGAGGCAUCCAUAAUGAUCAAUCAGUUGAAUAGUAGAAAUGAGUUCGAAUUCGACUUUGGACAGAUCCUAAGCCUUGUUCUCGUGAUGCCUUAUAUGGAGAGGGUUUUCAAUGAGAUCGUCUGA
Messenger RNA from Laccaria bicolor S238N-H82, 840 nucleotides. RefSeq lists its product as uncharacterized. The record is from RefSeq and is a predicted model, not a curated record. Bases 1 to 840 code for a protein of 279 amino acids. The transcript is spliced from 4 exons. NCBI's taxonomy places the organism in Eukaryota, Fungi, Basidiomycota, Agaricomycetes, Agaricales, Hydnangiaceae.